Messenger RNA from Phytophthora infestans T30-4, 504 nucleotides. RefSeq lists its product as uncharacterized. Lineage: Eukaryota; Oomycota; Peronosporomycetes; Peronosporales; Peronosporaceae. The record is from RefSeq and is a predicted model, not a curated record. The transcript is spliced from 3 exons. Bases 1 to 504 code for a protein of 167 amino acids.
AUGGAGGACAAGCAGAAACCUCACGAAGACGUCCUUACGCGACUCGUGCGCGACUUGGAAACGAAGACGACUUUGUGCUACGUCAAGGACUAUCCUGGAGUGGAGCUGGAGCAGCUAAAUGAUCACGCGAAGAAGCUCGGUCCUUUGGCGAACCCCGUUUUUGGCGAGCAGCCGGCGUUCUUCAUCGACGAAGGCCGCUUCUUUUUGGAUGAAUGGGCGACGUGGUCUGGAGAAGGAGGCAGAGUGACAACCUCGCAAGGGGCGUUCAUUCUGGAGCAGCGUCCCGGAAAGCCCAACGUGAGAAUGCCCGACGUGGCAUACACACCGCGAGAUGAUGACAGGAAUUUGACUCGUGAACAGAUGUGGACGUAUCGUGGCGAUCCCUAUGUCCCCACCUUUGUUGUUGAGAUUGAUGAGCUCUCUGGUCGAGGCUCUAAACUUAGCGCUCUUGAUGGAAAGAUGCGAAAUGAUUAUUUCCAGCACGGCUGCGUGGAGAGAUCUUGA